AUGGCGAAUCGUUGGGGCCGAAAUGCACCUUAUGGUGGAGCAGGCGGUGGCGGUAGUGGUUACAUGGGUUCUGGGGUUGUUGGUGUAGGCUUCUAUAUGGGCGGACCUACCCCAAAUGAUCGCAGACCUUAUAACGCUGCCCCGGUUGCUAAGCCUUUUUACGGUGGAUACCGAGAAGAUAACUACAACAGACGGUCAGACCGACGAGAUGAUUUCCGUGGUGGUAAGCGUGGUCAGCCGAAAGGGCGAAGUCCGGAGAAACGUUACCAUGAUACACCACCUAGCCAGCGUAAAGACCACAGAGCUUUCGGGAAGCGCCAGUCGUCAUUUUCACGUUACGAAGUGAAGAUUCCCAAAGGGUUGUUCAACGUGUCUUCAUCGUCCCUACCUGACCUCCGACAUCGAUACCCUCAUCUCAACAUAUCAGGAGACUUUUACGAAUGCACAUCAUUAUGGGUAGAAUCUUUUCCCAUGCACGAACCAUUUCAACUAGGAAGUGGCACAGAUUAUCAUGUUUUCCACCGGGACGUAGAUCCCCCCACACCCCUAGACUCAGCUCUUCUGAACCCUCCUGAUGCAGAUUAUUCUUAUUCAGCCCGAGUUAUGCUGAUGGCUUGCCCACAACUUGGUGAGUUAUAUAAAAAUACUUGUCGUAUGGCGGACGAUGCCAAUGGAGCUGGUAAAGUCCUGCCUGACAAGAGUAUACAUUUCCUGGUUGGCGGUCGUGCAAAAAGUGAAACUAUGGCCCUUGGUGGACCUUGGUCACCAAGCUUAGACGGACCUGAUCCCCAAGGGGACCCAAGGACUCUCAUCAAGACAGCUAUCCGGACGUUCAAAGGCUUGACUGGACUAGACUUAUCUUCUUGCACUGAAUGGGUCAGAUUCAUGGAGCUCAAGUAUUAUCGUAUGCCUGACACAAAAGCUCCAGCUUUUACAGAGGCUGAGGAAGAAAGAGAGAUAACAUCAGAACGCCCUGAAGUCGUGGUGUUCUUUAUACCUAAUGCCGCUCAUUUGAUUCCUUCGGAAGAACAGUGGGCUAAGACCAAGGAGUACUACAACUCCAUACUGCAAAAACAACUAACUGUAGAGAAGGUAGAAGAGGAUAGUAUGAUGGAGCAACAAGAUGGUGACACAAGCGUUGCAGAUGUUAGUGUAGAGGAACCCGAAGAGUCAAGCGCGCGCUCAGACAUGGAGCCAACUCACUACUCUAAACUAGAUGUAAAUACUCUCAAGGAGAUUAAAGCCGAACAGACUCCGAAUAAGAUCUCUUCGCCGUCUGCGACGCAGUCAAAGGAUGAUUCAAAGGACCUAUCUGAAAAAGAUCGCCGGCGUUUGGAACGCCUCUACCGUCUUGGUGAUAAGCCAGCCAUCGUUAUCCAUCCGAACAAGUCAGCUAAGGGGGGUCGUUUCGAUUGUCAUCGUGUUUCUUUGUUCUCUCUACUCGACUAUCAUACUGAAGACCAAAAAGAGCACAAUUUUGAAGUAUCCCUGUUCGCUGAACAGUUCCAUGAAAUGCUCCAACGAGAUGCAGCCUUCACAAUAUUCAAGGCUAUUCACGAUGCACCUGAGAAGGAAAUUAAACCUGAACAAGAUGGAAAACUCGAAAACGGUCUCGAUUCCGACGAACCCGAUUCUAAGCGACGCAGAAAUGACAGUCAGAAUGGUCAUUGCGACGAACAGGACGAGAUUAAAGUUCGUCGCCUCAGGCGUACUGUGAACCCAGCUCUGUUGUUUGCGUUUACUUACUUUGACAUGAGCCGAGCUGGGUAUAUUCGAGAGCAUGAUUUGUGUGAAAUACUCCACCUUCUCGGUCUUCGAUACUCCCGCACCCAGAUGCGUAAACUUGUGGCGAGGGUAGCUACUCGACGUGACCACGUGUCGUACCAUAACUUGACAGAUAGCGAUAUUGUCGAGGGUGAUGAAAAAGACGUCGUUUCCAUGAACUUGAGUGUCAAAGAAGAUAUCGAGGUAACAAGGAUGCUUGCACUCGGUAACCGGGCUCUUUUCGACAUGACAGUUCCACAAACUCCUGCAAGGAUUGUUCUUGGUGGUGGAAAUACAGAACAAAUGUUGAAGCGAGUGGAGUUAGCCGAGGCAGUCAAACAAAAGCUUGAAUUCCAAUUCUUCCAGAUAAAGGAUGAGCUAGAAAAAACACGGGUCAAGGUAAACUCGUUUAAAGAUACUGAGGACGAGUUGAGAGCAGAAAAUCGUGAUUUAGCAUCACGCCUUAAAUCCGAACAAAAGCAACUUCAUGAAUAUAAAAGUCAGGCAAACACCUACAACCACUUAUUGCGCUCAGCAAGAGAUCAAAUGGAUAAAGCCCUUUUCGACAUUAACAAACAGUUUGACAAAGAGAAAGCAAAGCGCGAGGCUGAAAAGGCUGCUGCUGAUGCCGAGAAAGCCAAAGCUGAAGAGGAAGCCAAUAAACUCAAGGAAAAGGAUGACAAAGUUGAGGAUUGUGAAAAGUCCGAAGAAAAGGAGUGGGAAGUUGUUGACGCUGUCUGA
Schistosoma mattheei is the source of this 2505-nucleotide messenger RNA. The record is from the annotation of a GenBank genome assembly. Lineage: Eukaryota; Metazoa; Platyhelminthes; Trematoda; Strigeidida; Schistosomatidae.